This is a messenger RNA of Geodia barretti, 586 nucleotides long. The record is from the annotation of a GenBank genome assembly. Lineage: Eukaryota; Metazoa; Porifera; Demospongiae; Tetractinellida; Geodiidae.
CCCACUAGAGUCUGGAUGGGAAGUCGAUAGCGAGUGGUGCGGUGGACGGAAUCAUAAACGUAUUUGACGUGGCCACUGGAGCUCUCCUGCACACUCUGGAGGGCCACACCGUGCCAGUCAGAUCUCUCUGCUUCUCUCCUGAUUCCCAGCUUCUCGUUACCGCCUCUGACGACAGGGACAUGAAGAUCUAUAUAUGACGUUCAACAUGCAAGUCUAACUGGCACUCUCUCCGGCCACAGUUCCUGGGUCCUGUCUGUAGCUUAUUGCCCCGACAACCAACACUUUGUCACCGGAUCCAGUGAUAAGACAGUGAAGAUAUGGGAUGGCAGUAACAGAGAGUGUCUCCACACUUUCAAAGACCAUAGUGACCAGGUCUGGAGUGUCAGUGUCGAUGGUAUACUGGUGGUAUAUAAGGUUGUCAGUGUUUCAGAAGAUAAAUCUCUCAUUGUCUAUUCCUGUCCUUUUUUUGCGAGUGAUAACUAAGCCAAAGGCGCAUGCGCACUAUAUCAUACGAUCGCGCGGCGCGGACGAUCGAUUGGGGUCCAGGACGAUAAUGACGACCUUAUUUUAUACGCCUGAGGCCAGA